AGAUAUUUGUGUUCUAUUAUUCUCUCUCAUAGUUCGAUCUUAUCCACUAUUUGAACUAGGAGUUAUCGUUGUCGUCAUUGUCAUUCAUUCAGUCAUCAUCAUCAACACAUUGUCAACCCCAGCGACCUUUCCCCGCCAGAGUGAGCGAUAGACACUUCGACUCUUUGCACGCUGCUCCAUCGUACUCCAUCUUCUUGCGUGCAGAACUUCAUAAUCUCAACAUUCAAUUGCCUUCUCCUUCUCCUUCUCCUACUGAAUCUCGCCUCCUCCAUGACAUCUAUGGAGAAGUCAGGCUUUGGCCGCGAUGGUAUCUACAGAUCUCUCCGGCCAUCCCUUGUACUCCCCAAGGACCCCUACUUCUCCAUGAUACCAUUCCUUUUCAGGCACUCCUCCUAUCCACACAAGCUCGCGCUCGCCGACGCCCAUUCCGGCGAAAGCUUGACGUUUGCGCAGCUCAAGUCCAUGGUUGCCAGGGUCUCUCAUGGCCUUACUCAAUUGGGUAUCAAGAAAGGAGACGUCGUGCUUAUUCUCUCUCCCAAUUCAAUCAAAUUCGCUCUUUGUUUCUUCGGAAUUGUCGCGAUCGGCGCCGUCGCGACCACCGCGAAUCCAAGUUUCACGGUUUCGGAGCUAUCCAAACAGGUGAAGGAUUCUAACCCCAAACUUGUGAUAACUAUUCCCGAAUUGUGGGAAAAAGUCAAAGGGUUUCGUCUUCCGGUUGUAAUUUUGGAAUCUCAAGGUUCUUCAAAUAGUAUUGUCUCAAAGUCUGAUAGAAUCGCGUUUUUCUCCGAAUUGAUUGGGAUUUCCGGGCCGGCACCGGAUCUUCCAAGAGCUUCCGCGAAGCAAACCGACACGGCGGUACUUCUAUAUUCCUCGGGCACGACGGGAAACAGCAAAGGGGUAAUUCUGACGCAUAGGAAUUUCAUUUCAGCGUCGCUAAUGUCAGCGUCUGACCAAGAUUUCGCCGGCGAGAUGCACAAUGUAUUCGUCUGUUUGGUUCCGAUGUUCCAUGUGUUUGGGCUCGCGCUUAUUUUGUAUUCGCAGCUGCAGCGAGGCAAUGCGGUGGUGUCAGUGCCGAAAUUCGAGCUCGAGAUGCUUUUGAGGGCGGUUGAGAAGUAUAGGGUGACAAAUUUGUGGGUUGUUCCUCCAAUUAUACUUGCUCUGGCAAAGCAGAGGGAGCUCCUCAGGAAGUAUGAUCUUUCGUCAUUGAAGCAGGUGGGUUCUGGCGCUGCGCCUUUGGGGAAGGAUCUAAUGGAGGACUGUGCGAAGAGCAUUCCUCAGGCAAUGGUCCUUCAGGGCUAUGGCAUGACAGAAACUUGUGGUAUUAUUGCAUUGGAGAAUCCGAUGAUUGGUGGUCGACAUUCUGGUUCAACUGGGAUGCUCUCCCCAGGAAUUGAAGCUCAGAUAGUAAGUGUAGAAAAACUGAAGCCUCUUCCUCCUAAUCAGUUAGGGGAAAUAUGGGUUCGAGGACCUAAUAUGAUGCAAGGCUAUUUGAACAAUCCGCAGGCCACCAAGCAAGCUAUAGAUAAAAAAGGUUGGGUACAUACAGGAGAUCUUGGGUAUUUUGAUGAUGUAGGACGACUCUAUGUUGUUGACCGUAUUAAAGAGCUCAUCAAGUACAAAGGCUUUCAGGUUGCACCGGCUGAGCUUGAAGGGUUGCUUGUUUCUCACCCUGAAAUAGUAGAUGCUGUCGUCAUCCCAUUUCCUGAUGCCGAAGCUGGUGAGAUCCCAGUUGCAUAUGUUGUCCGCUCACCCAACAGUUCUCUGACUGAAGAAGAGAUUCAGACAUUCAUUUCAAAUCAGGUUGCACCGUUCAAAAGACUGCGAAAGGUGACAUUCAUAAACAGUGUCCCCAAGUCAGCUUCAGGGAAGAUCCUCAGAAGAGAGCUUAUUGAGAAAGUCCGAGCUAAACUGUAAAGCUUAUCAAUCAUCAGCUUGUUUUGCUACAGAUUUUAUGAUUAUUUAUCUGUCUGUUAGUUGUGUAAUUACAACCGUCUAUCCUCUCAUAUAAAAAGAAUGACCUACCAAUUCUAACCUUUCAA
Malania oleifera is the source of this 2039-nucleotide messenger RNA. Its product is annotated as probable CoA ligase CCL7. The transcript is spliced from 6 exons. Bases 271 to 1914 code for a protein of 547 amino acids. NCBI's taxonomy places the organism in Eukaryota, Viridiplantae, Streptophyta, Magnoliopsida, Santalales, Ximeniaceae. Gene Ontology annotation, molecular function: CoA-ligase activity. The record is from RefSeq and is a predicted model, not a curated record.